Messenger RNA from Seriola dumerili (greater amberjack), 2565 nucleotides. Its product is annotated as gelsolin-like. Bases 305 to 2488 code for a protein of 727 amino acids. The record is from RefSeq and is a predicted model, not a curated record. The transcript is spliced from 19 exons. Gene Ontology annotation, molecular function: actin filament binding; phosphatidylinositol-4,5-bisphosphate binding. Lineage: Eukaryota; Metazoa; Chordata; Actinopteri; Carangiformes; Carangidae. Gene Ontology annotation, biological process: actin filament severing; barbed-end actin filament capping; actin polymerization or depolymerization. Gene Ontology annotation, cellular component: cytoplasm; actin cytoskeleton.
UAGAAAAUAAGUAGAAAAUAAAACAUCUGAAUUAAAUCGACAGAAACAGAAAAGUUUGCUGAAAGUCUUCUGAACAAUGACUCAUGAACACCACAAAGGAAGCAGCUGGUGUUCAGUCUGGGUGUGGAUCAGCUGGGUGUGUCUGCUCAGCUGCACACAGGAGGAAGUGAGGGGGUUGUACAGGUAAGGUUACCUGCAGCCCCUCCCUCACAGUCAGUCAGUCUCAGGUGGAGCUCAGCUUUCGUUUGUCUGCAGCAGUUUCCAUCCAGCUGAACGACGUCCAACAAACACUGACGGUGACAUCAUGGUGUUCCACCCAGAGUUUGAACAUGCGGGUCAGAAGGCGGGGCUUCAGGUGUGGCGGGUGGAGAACAUGGAGCUGGUUCCUGUACCUGACAGUCUGUACGGAGGGUUCUACAGCGGAGAUGCUUACCUGGUUCUCCACAGCACCGAGACCCGCAGAGGAUCCCUGCAGUAUGACCUGCACUACUGGCAAGGUACAGAAUGUUCUCAGGAUGAGAGCGGAGCAGCGGCCAUCUUUGCAGUUCAGAUGGACGAGUUCCUGCAGGGGGGGCCGGUCCAGUACCGUGAAGUCCAGGGCCACGAGUCCAGUACCUUCACCGGAUACUUCAAAACAGGGCUCAAGUACAUGAAAGGGGGUGUGGCCUCAGGGUUCAAUCAUGUGGUGACCAAUGACGUGGAUGUUCAGAGGCUGCUGCAGGUCAAAGGUCGACACGUCGUCAGGGCAACAGAGGUUCCUGUCACGUGGGAGAGUUUCAACCAGGGCGACAGUUUCAUCCUGGACCUGGGAGAGGAAAUCAUCCAGUGGUCUGGUUCCCAUAGUAACCACUUUGAGAAGCUGAAGGCCACCGUGGUGUCUAAGGGUAUCCGUGACGAUGAGCGGUGUGGGCGGGCCAAGCUGCUGAUCUGUGAUGAAGGGGCGGAGCCAGACAGGAUGCUGGAGGUCCUCGGGGAGAAGCCGGAGCUUCCUGAAGCUCACAGUGACGACACCAAGAUGGACGCCUCCAACAGGAAGCAGGCUCGGCUCUACAAGGUGUCGAAUACAGAUGGGGACAUAGAAGUUACCAUGGUAGCAGAGCACAACCCCUUUUCCCAGGAUGCUUUGCAGACCAGCGAUUGUUUCAUACUCGACAACGGAGCCAACGGACACAUCUUCGUCUGGAAAGGUAAGGAUUCGAACGCUGAGGAGCGCCAUGCUGUUCUGAAAAGUUCAGAGCAGUUCAUCCACAAGAUGAACUACCCAGCACACACACAGGUCCAGGUCCUUCCUGAACACGGGGAGACUCCUCUCUUCAAACAAUACUUUAAGGACUGGACGGAUCCUGACGACACCGUUGGCAUGGGAACGGCCUAUGUGUCCAAUCAGAUAGCAAAGAUCAAGAAGGUGCCGUUUGACGUGUCGAAGCUCCACCAAUCAGACGCCAUGGCAGCACAGCACGGUAUGGUGGACAGAGGAGAUGGAGAGAAGCAGGUGUGGCGUGUUGAGGGGUCAGAGAAAGUUCUGGUGGACCUGUCAGUCUUUGGUCAGUUCUAUGGAGGAGACAGUUACAUCAUCCUGUACCAGUAUCACCAUGGAGACAGAGACGGACACAUUGUCUACAUGUGGCAGGGGGCGGAGUCUAGCCAGGACGAGGUUGGAGCAUCGGCCAUCUUGGCUGUCCAGAUGGAUGAUGAGCUGGGAGGCGGUGCUGUUCAGGUGCGAGUGGUUCAGGGAAAAGAGCCCGCCCACCUCAUGAGCUUGUUCAGGGGCCAGCCAAUGGUGGUGUACAAAGGUGGGACUUCCAGAGAAGGUGGCCAAUCAGAGGCGGCAAAUACACGCUUGUUCCAGGUUCGAGCCAAUCCAGCGAGAGACACCAGAGCUGUGGAGGUGGAUCCGUCCUCCUCCAGUCUGAACUCCAGUGACGUCUUCCUGCUGGUGUCCUCCUCUGGAUCGUGGACCUGGAGAGGCUGCAGGAGCAGCUCCGUGGAGGUCCAGGGAGCCGAACACCUGGCCGGGAUCCUGCAGGUGACACCUGCUCCACUGGAGGAGGGGGAGGAGGAAGAUGCAUUUUGGGAUGCGUUGGGAGGGCAGGAAGACUACUGUCGCUCUCCCCGGAUGGAGAAUGAGAUGGAGGCUCAUCCUCCUCGUCUGUUCGCCUGCUCCAACAAGACUGGCAACUUCCUGAUGGAGGAGGUUCCAGGUGAGCUGACGCAGGAUGACCUUGCUCCUGAUGAUGUCAUGAUCUUGGAUACCUGGGACCAGGUGUUUGUUUGGAUCGGAAACAAGGCUCAUGAGCAGGAGAAGACGGAGGCGGCGGUGUCAGCUGUCCAGUACAUAGAGAGCGACCCGUCCUCCAGAGACCCUCGCACCCCCACAGUGAUGGUGAAGCAGGGGUUCGAACCGCCGACCUUUACCGGCUGGUUUCUGGGCUGGAACCACGAGUAUUGGAACAUCGACCCGCUGGAGCGCCUCAUGGAGAACCUGUGACAUCACUUCCUGUUUAGAGAUAAAGAGCUGUGGGUCUCACUGCUGCAAUAAAUAAAAGCUGUCUGCCUGCACACCUG